CUAAAGUCGUACGAACAAAUUAUUUAAAAAAAAAGUUCCUUUUUUUGCCUUAACAAUGUAUAAAUACGUGGAAUACUCGCGGAGUCGCCGAUCUUGUCGCCAUUGCUCCUGCUCGUCCUCAGCCACUGAGUUAUCGCCGCGUACCGACACCUUAAGCUCCUCUAGGCGUACUACUGGCUCUAAUCAGAAAGGCCAGGACUAUAGAUAUGCGGGUUAUGCAGAUGACGAGUGCUGCUGCUUGGAUCCUAGAUGUCCGUUAAGCACUAGGAGUGGACAGGAGUCUCCUUCCUUUUACUCGGAGCGCACUUCUCGAAAGUCACAACAAAAUCGGAGUUCUUCCAAGCAUUCCAAUCCUUCGAAAAUCCGAAGCAGAUCCAUAAGAUACAUGAUUCCGAAGCUCCCAAGCAUGGGUUCUGAUGAAGAUGCAAAUCCUGAAGACCACGUCCAAUGUGAAACCAACCAGAGCGAGUCCAGUAUGUCAUCCGGGCUGCAGAGUAAGUCAACUGCCACACUAGAUAGCCGCUAUAGGGAGGAUGGCCCAGAGUUCUCCGCCGGCGUUAAGUCUACCGGGAAGUGCAGCUGCGCGUGCUUCAAACCAGAACACCGCCCAAGAUCUAAUGUUCUAAUGAGCGCCGAAGAAAUCAGAAAUACGGUUCGGUCGCAGAUUGCAGCGCUCGAGAAAAGCGAGGCAAUUAGAUGUGAUUGUGAUACCUGUAAGUCACCGAGUGGUAAAUCCUCAUCUAGUGAAAGAGCCAUGAAUGUAUCUCGUGGCCACGAACUCGCAGCGGUCUCCUCGGAGUCAGAGAAGUUGGAACCUGACACAAUUGAUUGUCACGUCAGUGCCAAUGAUUUGGUUCGAACCGAGAUAAUUGAUCCGUUGAUAAGGCGCUUACAGCGCGUGUAUCUGAACAACAAGAUACACGAACUGGGCAUACUGGAUAGUCUGCACGAUGUGAAGGCACAAAUCAAAGAAAUUUAUAGGAAGCGAGAGAAGUGAUGGGAGUCCUUUUUACGCAUACACUCGAUUGUUUAUUUGUAUAUUUUCUAUAAUUAAAAUGGGGUAACAGGGGAAACAUA
Molecule: messenger RNA, 1077 nt
Organism: Drosophila erecta
Lineage: Eukaryota; Metazoa; Arthropoda; Insecta; Diptera; Drosophilidae
Exons: 3
Coding region: 56-997 (313 amino acids)
Source: RefSeq, a predicted model, not a curated record